AUGGCAUCUAGAAAAUUGCCAAAUAUUCUCAUCACAGGUACUCCAGGUACUGGCAAAUCUACGCUGGCCUUGAGUCUCCUGGAAUCACUCAACUCGCAGUCCGAUAACAAAUUUAGCCAUAUUUGCGUAGGCGACUUGGUCAAGCACAAGGAUCUUCAUAUCGGUUAUAAUCAACAAUUCCAAUGCUACGACGUUGACGAUGACAAAAUCCUUGACGAGCUCGAACCCCUUUUAGACCUCGGUGGUUGCAUCCUAGACUGGCAUUGUUCUGAGAUAUUCCCAGAAUCUUCUCUCGAUUUGAUCAUUGUAUUGCGAUGCGAUCAUCAGAUUUUGUUCAAGAGACUUGAAGAUCGGAAUUACACCCCAGAGAAAAUCAACGAAAAUAACGACGCUGAAAUAUUCGGUGAAUGUCUUCAUGAAGCUCUUGAAGCCUUCCCCAACCCCGGCCAAGUCGUUGAGCUUGACAGUGAAAAUCUCGACAACUUAGAAAGCAAUACUGAUAGAUUUAUUACAUGGCUUCAAUCGUGGAAGUCUGAUAACUUGUAA
Messenger RNA from Wallemia ichthyophaga EXF-994, 546 nucleotides. RefSeq names its product Putative adenylate kinase fap7. The transcript is spliced from 2 exons. NCBI's taxonomy places the organism in Eukaryota, Fungi, Basidiomycota, Wallemiomycetes, Wallemiales, Wallemiaceae. Gene Ontology annotation, cellular component: cytoplasm; nucleus. The coding region runs from base 1 to 546 and encodes 181 amino acids. Gene Ontology annotation, molecular function: ATP hydrolysis activity; ATP binding; AMP kinase activity. The record is from RefSeq and is a predicted model, not a curated record.